CUCUUUAUAGUUACCCUAAUUGUAGAUCAAGUGCCUGCUCUGAACUGGGCAUUCUUAUGGACGAACUAGGUCGAAUGUUUGGCAUUUAUUCUUCUGGUCCAAGCCGUCCAUGGCUUUGGAUCAUUGAAUACCUAUCAAGCUUCCCCCAGAUGGAUACUUCUGUUAUACGUGAUUUGAUCGAAACGGCUCCAGUAUCACCAGACGGCUUAGGGAAAAAUACGAGUGAAAGGGUUGCUUUAAGAUGUCUGGAGGAGGUAUUUGGUCCUAAAAAUGGUCUCGAAAAUGUUGCUCCUCCUGAUUCAAGAGUUGCCUUUGAUCUUUCUUCUAGCUGUGAAGAUGUUCUCGAACACAUACUGCAGGAGGUCCCACUUUCAAAUCUGAAAAAGGCUGGAGCAGAGCUUUUGAGAUUGGAUGUUAACCCCUUUAUGAUGCAUAAAAGAGCCUCACUACCUAAAUGUGCAUUAGAACAGUUGAAAAGUUCAAUUUUGGAGGAGAUUCCUGAUCAUGAAGGUGAUGAAAAUGUGCCUACAUUGAGACCUGAUGAUAGUGAUGAUGAAAAUUGUAAUCAAGAGGGUAACUUGAUUCCUCAAAUUCAUGAAAAUGAUAAUGAGAUCUUGCAAGAUGGAUUGCUUGAAAGAAAUUCAAUACACUCUAAGAGGUGUAGAAAUGACUUGGUUGCUGGAAAUUUGGUGGGACUUGUCAGUGUUAAUCAGAAUAGUUUGCAUAAUGAUCUUCAUUUGAAUGCAAAGAAGUUCAAGCAGGAUGCGACUUGUACUAUUCAGUCUGUUGAACAGAUUCCAAUUUGCUUGCAUGGUGAGGAACAGUUGGAAGAUCUGUCUGGAGGGAUUAUAAAAGUUACUGAAAUAGAAGGUAAUAACUUGGGAAAGGAUUCUCAAGCAGGUGAGGGUGAUCAAGAUGUGUGUGUUCCCUCAAGGACCCUUGGGCAGAGUGAUGCUUUUGGUCAUGUAGAAUUGCAGGACAAUCAGAUGGUGAAUGUUCAAAAUGCUGAUGUAUUGGCUGAGCGAAAGUAUGGAAACAGACCUUGCCAAAAUGUUGUGAUGAAUGAAUCCGAUCAUGUUGAAAAUGGUGCACUGCAAAGGGGUGCCAGUGGUGAUGCUGGUGAAAAUAUUGAUCAAGGUUUUCCAUUAAGUUCCCCAAAUUCCUCUUCUGCCGAUGGAUUACAGCAAAAUAUUGAUCUUGUUGAGGCCAAAGCUGACAUGGAUCAUCCUUGUGUGGAACAAAUAUGUGAAUAUGAAGAUGAGAGGUUUAAUAUUGCCUUGAAGAAGAGCCUUUUCUUGAGUUCUCUGUGCACACCAAGUCAAGAUCUUGUGCGAAAAGCUGGCUGGACAGAACAAAAUAUUUGUGCGAAGUGUAAUCAAAAUGGUCAGGUUUUGAUUUGCAGUUCUAGCGGUUGCCAACUUGUGGUUCAUGAGAGCUGCUUGGAUUCUGCUGCAAGAUUUGAUGAAAAGGGCAACUUUUAUUGCCCAUUCUGUGCAUAUUCUGUUUCCAUCUCAAAGUACCUAGAAGCUAAGGACAAAGCCUCCUUGGCGAGGAAGGAACUAGCUGCUUUUAUGGAGUUUUGUUCAAAAAAACUUACUGAGGAACAGAGGAAGCUUCAGAGUCAUUCAAGAUUAAAUGGUAAUGAAGACCUUGUUGGAAUUCAGGAGAGUGGGCAUCUAGGAGAGAGUGAACACAAUUUUAUUAAUCAAAAUAGAGAAGUUAAUCAUGGCCCUUCUGCAUCACAUCUAAAUGGUAAUAAACUGUGUGUAGAAGAAGAUACAUUUAUGGGUGGGGCAGUAGAUGUUCAAGGUGAAAAUAAUGAAGAGGAAGAAAAACUAGUCCUUGGGCACCAAUCCAUGAGAGAAUGUGAACACCAAGAGGAAGAACUACCUGCCAACCUUAAAUUCAAUGAUGAUAAUCCAACCAGUGAAAACACUAAAACUGUACCCGUAAUUCAGGUAGAAGUUAAAGAAGAUGUUAUGAAGGAAGCUGUGGAGCCUCAGAUUACUGAUGCACCUGCAAAACCUGGCUGUUCUCUAAACAGCGAUGGAGAAGAAUCUUCUACGGAUGCAAACAACAAGUAUAUAAUAUCUAGUUACUCCAUGAGGUUCAGAAAACGUGAGACAAAGUACUCAUUCCCUGCAACUCCACAGUUGAGGAGAAAGAAAGUUCCGUGGACGAAUGAUGAAGAAGAGAUGCUCAGGAAGGGAGUACAGAAGUUUGGAAAUUAUGGUGGAAAUGUUCCAUGGAAGAGAAUUUUGGACUUUGGUGCUAAAGUGUUUCUGAGUGGUAGGACUACAGUAGACCUCAAGGAUAAAUGGAGAAAUAUGAGCAAGGGUAGCCCGAGAUGCAAAUGAAAUGAUGUCAUGGCCAAGUGAAUUUGCAUGUAGAUUUAUUUCGAUCUUGCCUCCAAGUAGCACUAUUGUUAUCACAUAUAAUACCGUGUCAAGGGCUAAGUCAUGCUGAGUAGUUUUGGAAGUUGUGAUUUU
Messenger RNA from Durio zibethinus, 2489 nucleotides. The record is from RefSeq and is a predicted model, not a curated record. Lineage: Eukaryota; Viridiplantae; Streptophyta; Magnoliopsida; Malvales; Malvaceae.